This is a messenger RNA of Nothobranchius furzeri (turquoise killifish), 4531 nucleotides long. RefSeq names its product EMSY transcriptional repressor, BRCA2 interacting (gene emsy). The record is from RefSeq and is a predicted model, not a curated record. Gene Ontology annotation, biological process: regulation of DNA-templated transcription. NCBI's taxonomy places the organism in Eukaryota, Metazoa, Chordata, Actinopteri, Cyprinodontiformes, Nothobranchiidae. Gene Ontology annotation, cellular component: nucleoplasm.
ACAAAAACAAAGCCUCCUCACCAGAAGAAGAAAGCAUCCGCAAGCUAGCCGAUGCAAGUUAACAGUCAACGUAAACAUUGACACGUCUUUGAGCGUUUUAUGAUUAUUGGAUCGAUUUUAGUUUUAUUUUUUUAAUGCAUCAACUCGGAAAUCACCUCAUGAUGUGAGAUAAAUACUGUUCUGAUGAUCCGUUCAGUUUGCUAGGCUAACGGAUGUGGAAAGGCCUGCUGAAGUUGAUGCCCUGCUAACAAACGCCAAUGAUUCAGCUGGAGAAACCAGUGCUGACUGGUACUAUGCCAGUGGUAUGGCCCACCAUCCUCGACCUGGGGAGGGAUGAGUGCAAAAGAAUCCUCCGUAAACUGGAGCUGGAGGCUUAUGCUGGAGUCAUCAGUGCUCUGCGAGCUCAAGGAGACCUGACGAAGGAUAAGAAGGAUCUGCUGGCGGGGCUCACUAAAAUCCUUGGCAUCUCUACGGAGCGACACCGUGCAGAAGUCCGCCGGGCCGUUAACGAUGAGCGCCUCACCACGAUUGCAUACCACAUGUCGGGUCCCAACAGCUCGUCUGAAUGGUCCAUCGAAGGACGGCGGCUCGUUCCUUUGAUGCCCAGGCUGGUCCCUCAGACGGCUUUCACAGCCACGGCCAACGCUGUGGCCACCGUCACGGCCCAUCAGAACGCCUCGCUUCUCCUGCCAGCUGAAACGGGAAAUAAGGAGGUCAUCGUAUGCUACUCCUACACAAGCACCACCUCCACCUCCACCAGUGCCACAGCAUCCAGCGGGCUCGUAGGAGCAACGGUAAAGUCUCCACGACCCGUCAGCCCUUCAUCCAACGUGGUGGUGCUGCCCAGCGGGAGCACCGUUUAUGUGAAGAGUGUCAGUUGCUCUGACGACGACGAGAAGCCACGUAAGCGACGACGCACCAACUCAUCUAGCUCUACUCCGGUGAUGCUGAAGGAGGUUUCCAAGGUUUCCCCGCCAGUGUCGAAGAACAUCACGGUUCCUGUGAGCGGCAGCCCCAAGAUGAGCAACAUCAUGCAGAGCAUCGCCAACUCCCUGCCGCCUCACCUGUCCCCCGUCAAGAUCACCUUCACCAAGCCCACCAUCCAGACGACCAGCGCUACCACGCAGAAGGUGAUCAUCGUCACCACUUCCCCGAGCUCUGGCUUCGUGCCCAACAUCCUGUCAAAGUCUCACACACACAACAACGCCGCCGCCAAGCUGGGCGCCACCUCCACCAUUCUGACCACGCCCACCCAGAAAGUGGUUUUCCCUGCCGGCUCCUCUUCAAACACCGUCGCCGUGACAACGGUGGUCUCCUCCACUCCGUCGGUGGUCAUGUCAACCUCGGCACCAUCGUCAGUGGGAGUGAAGGUGGCUUCAGCCAGACUUCCCUCACCGAAGACCCUGAUGGGCUCGCCCACGCAGAUCCUGGCUCAGUUCUCCAAACAGCAGUCACCCAAACAGCUGCAGCAGAGUUCGCCUUUAGGCGGCUCUGGUUUGCCUCAGAACCAGACAGCCCCCACCCCACCAGGAGCCAAGCCCACCAUUCAGAUCAAACAGGAGUCCGGGGUGAAGAUAAUCACUCAGCAGGUGCAGCCCAGUAAAAUCCUGCCCAAACCUUCAUCUGUAGCGCUGUCCAGCAGCAGCUCUUCACCCAUCAUGGUCGUCAGUAGCAACGGCACCAUCAUGACCACCAAGCUGGUCACCCAGCCAACAGCCACCCAGACCACAUACACGAGACCCACAGUCGGCCCCAACAUCGGCACCAGAAUCUCAGCCUCCAGUGGCGGCACCACCUACGUGAAAACCACCAGUGGCAGCAUCAUCACGGUGGUUCCCAAAUCUCUGGCCUCUCUGGGCGGGAAGAUCAUCAGCAGCAACCUCAGCUCUGGUACAACAACUAAGAUCACCACCAUCCCCAUGACGUCCAAGCCGAACGUCAUCGUGGUGCAGAAAACGACGGGCAAAGGAGCGACCAUCCAGGGACUGCCGGGCAAAAACGUGGUUACGACGCUUUUAAACGCUGGAGGCGAGAAGAGCCUGCAGGCGGUGCAGGGAGCCAAACCCGCCAUCAUCACCACCUCCAGACCCAUCACCAAGAUGAUCGUAACGCAACCCAAAGGCCUGAGCUGCGGCUCUCCGUCCACCACCACCACCAAGAUCAUCCCGACCAAGAUCGUCUACGGUCAGCAGGGCAAGACCCAGGUUCUCAUCAAGCCUAAACCGGUUUUCCAGACGGCGGUGGUGAGCGAGCAGACCCGGCAGCUGGUCACGGAGACACUGCAGCAGGUGAGCCGCUCCGCCGAGGUCGGUCAAGGUCACGCCACGGGGCUAGACGGGUCUGUGAAGGAGGACGCCGGCGUUGUCACGGAGAUCAGCAGCUUAACGGGCGAGGCCACUCAGAGCACAUCUCAAGAGCCGGUAGUCCACGUGGUGUCUUCCAGAGAGCAGGACUGGACAGAACAGGAAGUAGCCGUGGAGUCCAGCACUGCCAUUAUAUACCAGGAGGUUACAGCUGGGGAAGCCCAAUCAGCUACUUCCACCAUCAAAGCAUUGGUGGAGCUGCAGCAGACAUCAGUAAAAGAGAAAGGCGAGCCCAGACCCAAGCAGCCAACCAUCGACCUGAGUCAGAUGGCCGUUCCCAUCCAGAUCCCGCAGGAGAAGCCAAGUCCCGACUCACCAACGCCGUCGACCUCUGAGGCCGAGCCGGGCGCUGAACAGGUCCAAGCAGGUAAAACCAGCCGAGUGGGAGAGCCCUCCGAGGAAGACGAUGCGGUCAUCUCUAGCCAGCUUCUGGAGAAGAGCAGCAGCCAGGUUGCCAUGGUAACCAAACCAGCCACAGCCUCCCCAGCGGCCAUGGCAUCGCACCUGCCAGCAGACAGUCGGGGUAAAACCGAGACGGCGCUAGAUGUGGCCGAGCUAGAGGGGGACACGUUGGACCCUCAGACGGGUUUGUUCUACCGCUCUAACCAAGCUGCUCCUGAUACGGUCAAACACACCAUCCAGUCUGCGGCAGCUCAGCCGCCUCCCAGUGAGGCCGAGUCAAGUCGGCAUAGCUACGCCACCACCCAGCAGGCCCCGCCCCCACCGCCACAGCUGCAGAGCAAACUUCAACUUGGCCAGCCUUCAUCUUCCUCCUCCACUCCUCUUCUGACUACGAAAAUCACAAAACCCCGAGAUCAGACUCCGCCCAAACCUCAGACCUUAACACAGAGCCCCAAAGACAGACCUGCUCCAACAGCACCUGCUCAGGUCGCGACAAAGGUCACGACCUCGAGCACACCAACCAAGCCCCUGCUAACACCACAGCUCCCAAAGCUACAGCAUGCCCCCACCUCCCUCCACAGGCCUCUGCACACAGCCAUGUCCCACCCCCCUCCCCUGCAGGCGCACCACCCAGUCAGCACGGAGAAAAACACCUCCAGCCAGCAGCCUAUCAUCACGCAGAGCGCCACCAUCACUAAGAUCACCUUUGGCGGUGCCCACCACCCAUCACCGGUCUUCAGCAGUGGGGAGGCAGCUGCCAAGCUGAUCCCAGAGUCCAGCUCAGGCGCUUCUGGCGCCAAGCCGUCUGUGUCGGACAUCCUGAAGAUCUCCAUGAUGGAGGCGGAGAUUGAUCCGAGCACGGAGGCCAUGAUCGUGGAUUCUUCCAGCGACUGCAGCCCACUGGGGAAAGCCCUGGAGGUCCAGGCCGUGUCGGGAACGUUGAACUCGGGCCAGUUCAUCAGCAGCUCGGGGUCCAGCGUGCACCACUCCCAUGCCAAGCCCCGUCAGUUCAGCUGCGUUCAGGGCCUCACAGCACAGAGGAGCAAAGAAGAUCUGGAAGUCAUAGAGGUGAUUCCUCAGUAUUCCAUCCUGCCGGACUCCAGCCAGUCUAACGUGGUGGUGGAGCCCAGCGGCUUCCUGGAGAUCACCAACUACACCAGCCAGCAGCUGGAGGAGGACAGCCCCAUGGAGCAGGAGGUGGACAGCAGCAAUGACGAGGCUGCAGCCACAAGCCCCCCCCGGCGGCCAUAGGCCUCUCGCCCUAGGGCAAACUCCUUCUCUACUUCUGACCUGGAAGGACUUUGUGUAAAAUAUUAGUUUUAGUCCAUUUCUAAAAGGUGCUUUCUGCUCCAAACACACAACGUUCCAGUCGAUCGCAGGACUUUUACUCAUAAAAAUGCAUCUCAGACUCCCAUCUGUGUCGAAGGACAACUUCUCUCAUCAUCUUAGACCAACUUUCGAACACUUCUGUGAUUUAAGGUUCCAGGAGAGGAAACUUCGCUAUAACAUGUUUAAUUUUUUCAGAAAAACGUGAAGCAGCAGCAGGAAGGAGACCUGAAGGAACAAUUCAUGUGUUGCUGUUGGUGUCAUUAAAAAGCUGUCGUCCUUGUUAGGAAACGUGUUCUUGACCUGCAGUGAGAUUUUCCACAGGUUUGUCUUUGCAUAGAAUUAUUAAACCGAGCAUUUCUUUUCUACCUGUUUUCAAACUAGAUGGCUAGUUGUAAAAAAAAUAUAUUUAAUCUGUAUAAUAAAUUAGCCAAAUCGAA